GCGGACACACAUCUACACGGACGGCAGCUACAACGGCAUCCCACACUCAGCCGCCUGGGCAGUUGUCAUUGUCGACGAGUACGAAGACGGGAGCAACCUGCGAGGCCCGUUCGGCUUUCGGGGUUUCAUUGCUGGCAAAGUCACCGAAACCCUAGACGACAUGGUCAACAACGAGAAGGUGACGGCAUACACAGCGGAGCUCACGGCAGUACUUUGGGCGUUGAUGUGGGCCCUUGGUCAAGAUACCGACGCGCCCAUCGAGAUCACGCCUGACGCCCUCAACGUCAUCAACCUGGCCAAAGGCGAAGCCCAAUGCCACGUACAUCCGAGGUUGGGGGCAGUCAUUCGCACACUUGCAGGCCUCCUCCAACAAGCCCGACCCACCCAGUGGCACCAUAUUAAUUCGCACAUCGGGCACCCUUGGAACGAGCUCGCUGAUGGGAUAGCAGAUCAAGCCUCGGCCAGCGACCUGAUGGACCCGAACAUUGCAGCCGUACAGGCGAUCGCCCACAACAAGUUCCUCUCCUGGGAAUGGCUGCGAUCAGCGCCAGACGCGGUCAAGGCCGCAUACCCGCCCCUGCGGCAUAAAGACUUCAUCAUUGAGGCCACUCAGCCGCAGGCAGCCCCAGGAGCGAUCCAGAGGCCCAUCAGCACUAUCACCAUCAAGGCCGACCUCAACGUGAACCUGUGCACGUACAACUGCAGGUCACUCAAGGCCACCGUGAGCUUUAAGCCGGGCAAAGGCAAGGCGGCCGGCAAAAGCAAGCAGAGCCUCUCCAAGGCCACGCACCUAGCAGCACAGUUUGCUGACAUGGGCCUGCACGUCAUCGCCCUGCAGGAGACCCAGAGCGAAGGAGACGUCCGCAAUGUAGGUGAAUACGUCUGCUACUCAUCAGGCCACAUGCAGCAGAACAGAGGGUGCGACAUCUGGCUCAACGUCUCCCAACCAAUCAGCACGAGUGGGGCAGCGAAGUACCUAAGUGCCAAAGACACCCUCGUCCUCCACCAGCACGACAGGCUCUUGAUCAUCAAGACCCGCGUUGCAGGCACAGAUAUGGUUAUCGCAUCUGCAUACGCACCCCACGAAGACUCCCACGCGGCGGAGAAGAGAGAAUUCUGGGAGUCUGCUCAGCGAUUGUCCGACAAGUACCGAGUGGACAUCUUCAUGGGGGACCUGAACGGGCGUCUUGGCGACUACGAGUCCCCAGGAGUCGGCACCAGUGGGUACCCAGAAGUGACCAACGGCAACGGCAAGCACAUCAUCAGCUUCGCUGCCGACACUAACAUGGAGGUCAUCAACACCACGAGGGAUCCAGGCAGCAACUCGUAUACGCACGUCGGAUCGAAGGGGCAGCACCACAGGAUAGACUACAUCCUGCUGAACUCCUCGAUCGCCCCAUACGUCGCGAGCUGCAGCACGGAGCCAGGACCGAGGCCCGACCUGACCAACUUGAACAACGACGUCGCCAAGGCCAGCUUCAAGGAGAUCCUCAAGCAGGCCCCGAUCAUCCCGUGGGAGGUGGACGUCAACACCCACUGCGAGGAGGCUACCAGGGUCAUUAACGACGCGGCCAUCCAGGCCUUCGGCAAGGCCUCCAGGGCAACGAGGAAGCCCUACGUCACCAAGACUACCAUGGGCCUGAUCCGAGCCAGGUCUGGGCCCAUAGUUGCCGCGGCCGUCGAGAAGGACCGAAGCGCAUUCCUCAGUCGGCUUGCCUCGACAGCGUCCUCCGCCUCAGCUGCGAACGACGCUGCGACCCAGUGGAAGGCUUACCGAGACCUACUAAGGUACGGAGGGGGGAAGGCGAAAUUCCCAGCAGGAAAGCCCAUGCGGCUCGACAAUGAUGGAGAGGUGAUCCACAACUCCCAGGAAAUGGCGGACCAGGAGCUCAACCAUUUCGCGAAGAUACAGGCGGGGAAGAUCGUGACAGCGGAUGACCUUGCUGACAAGUACAAUCACGACAGCAAGAUCAGGCCUUUCGACGGCAUGCUGGAUCUCUCCAUGGUGAUGCCCCUGGCCGUCUGUCAGGCCCAGUUCGCUGCGGCCAAGGCUGGGACGCAAGGAGGCCCCGACGGGCUCACGAACGCUGUCCUCAGGGCGGCCCCCACGGAGGCAGCGAGGCUACUGCACCCCCUCUUCACCAAGGUGGCGACCACCGUGCGAGAGCCGCUGAGCUUCAAGGGUGGAGACCUGGUCGCAAUUCCCAAAGGAAAAGGCGACCCAAGGUACCUCCAAGCCUACCGCGAGAUCCUCUUGAACAACGUUCUGGGCAAGCACCACCACAAAUACCUAAGGACCAUGCUCAACACUACCCUCGCCAUAGCGCUGGAGGACAUCCAGGUUGGCGGCCGGCCCAAGCGAGGGGCGGACAUGGCGGUCCUUGCAGCACGCCUCUUCACCGAGAGAAGUCAGGCCCAAGGGAAGUGCUCCAUGAUAAGCUGCUACGACUUAAAGGAGGCCUUCUACUCGGUUGUAGUCCAACUGGUACAUGGUAUCCCAGGUGAAGAGGACGAAGUCCAGGAGGUGCUAGAGAACCUCGAGGUUCCCCUGUGGGCCCAGCCGCAGCUGGAGCACCUCAUGGCCAACCCAGGGAUACUCGACACAGUGUUGGACGGCUCCCACCUGGCUGCCCUCAGCAGAAGGAUAUCGCAACAGGGCACGAGGCCUGGCGUGCCCCUGGCCGACGCGGACUUCAAUCUGCUAUUCGGCCGAGUCCACCGCAUGAUCGACAACUACCUGGCGCAGCGAG
Molecule: messenger RNA, 2750 nt
Organism: Prorocentrum cordatum
Lineage: Eukaryota; Dinophyceae; Prorocentrales; Prorocentraceae
Source: the annotation of a GenBank genome assembly